AUGACUGCAUCGUCCCAGAUCCCCGUUCCUGCCCAUACGCUCGCGGAAUCAAUGUUAUCGCGACGCUUCGGCCGGGAAACGGUGAACUAUUUCUCCAGCUCCCCAAUCAACCGCUUAUCUUUCUUGCGUGAUGAUCACCCAUUUAUCUCCACGGCCCUGAAGCACCCGUUCACGCAAUUCGUUCUGUUAAACAACCUCGCUCCGCUUACCCGGUCCCCCGCCGAGUUAUACUACGCCAAGUAUGAUGAGCUUCGCAAGCUUAUCCCGCAGGAUAUCUAUGAUCAAUCUGAAGAAGACAUGAUCAAGGAUUUUGACUCGCGGAAGAUUAACCCGAGCUUGAUCUUCCUCGGUCUGGACGAGAGCCGUAAAGAGAAUAGCCUGUCUUAUAAGAUCUACUCCGGAGUCCCAUUCUUCGCUGUCGAUAUUACUCCCAAGGGCUCGGAAGAGCAACAGGCCGCUGCAAAAGAUGUGAUCAGCGCAAUGGAGGCAAAGGGACUGUCGUUCUAUCAGGCAAGAGUUGUGUCAACUUUUACUGCUGAUGAAGCCGCUAUUUACGCGCAGUCCCGUGCCCUGGUUGAUUGGAACAACCGCAACACCUACUGCGGUACCUGUGGAAAUCCCACUCUCUCCGUCAAUGCAGGAACCAAACGUGCCUGCCCACCCACAGACGCCGCACGCACCGCGCAAGGCCAAUCUGCGGACCGUUCCGCCUGCACGACCCGCACCACUCUCUCAAACCUGUCUUUCCCUCGCACUGAUCCCACCAUCAUCGUGGCAGUUCUCUCUGCGGAUGGUAAGCGUGUUCUCCUGGGCCGGUCAAAGCGCUACCCGCCAGGUUGGUACUCCACACUGGCCGGAUUUAUCGAGCCGGCGGAGUCGAUUGAGGAUGCCGUGCGUCGUGAGGUCUGGGAAGAAGCUGGUGUGACGCUCUCGCGAGUCGUGAUCCAUUCAUCGCAGCCAUGGCCUUAUCCCGCAAACUUGAUGAUUGGUGCCAUUGCGCAGGUGAGCGAGCCUGCCCAUGAGAAGAUUCACUUGGAACAUGACCCCGAGCUGGAAGAUGCUCGGUGGUUCGAUGCCGAGGAAGUGCAGGAAGCGCUUCGUAUUGGAACUAGUGAUCUGAGCAGUCCCGCUGGACCCGAUUAUAAGGGUGGAUUGAGACUGCCGCCGCCUACGGCAAUUGCGAACCAGUUGAUUCAAGCGGCUGUCAGUAAGGACUAUUUCAAUCCCGAGGAAAAGACAUCUAAGAUGUGA
Penicillium malachiteum is the source of this 1251-nucleotide messenger RNA. Its product is annotated as NAD(+) diphosphatase. The transcript is spliced from 3 exons. Gene Ontology annotation, molecular function: NADH pyrophosphatase activity. The record is from RefSeq and is a predicted model, not a curated record. Lineage: Eukaryota; Fungi; Ascomycota; Eurotiomycetes; Eurotiales; Aspergillaceae. Bases 1 to 1251 code for a protein of 416 amino acids. Gene Ontology annotation, biological process: NAD+ catabolic process; NADP+ catabolic process. Gene Ontology annotation, cellular component: cytosol.